GUAUGUUGUAAACGUCUCUCGUUGCGAAGUAUUUGGGGAAAUUUUACAACAGAUAGAUCUACACUUCGGGUGUUGUUAUUAUAGGUUCGUUCCUGCCUCAUGCUAAGGCUUACUUAACGUGUUGUAAAACAACACUUUUCUUGUUCAUUUUUAUCCGCUUCGCAUGUGUGUAACCGUUUUUCACGAAUGUCGACGUAUAUCUGAGCGAGGAAAGUUUUUAGUUCUGUGAAAUGUAUUUCUUUACUUGAUGUUUUUAUUCCAACUCGUAAAGAUCGGUUGAGUAUGUUACAACAAACGUCACUCGCUGCAACGUAUUUGGGAAAAGUUCACAACAGAUAGAUCUAGAUUCUAGAUCUAGAUGAUCUACACUUUGGGUGUUAUCGUCAUUCCUGCCUCAUGCUAAGAUCAUUCGGUGACAUUCUCCUUCCCCCCAACCCGCACGCUCUUCUCCCUUCCUCGUUCUGCUCCUCCUCUUCCUCCUCCCGUCAAUGAGGUGGUUUGCGUCACAUGAGUUUGCCUCCUGAGAACGGUAUUAAAGAGGCUGUGAUUUGGAUACGCGAGCCAUUUCUUGUCGUGCUGGGUGAGCCGGCUUGUGAUGACGCCAGGGACUCACAGGGGGUUCCCAGCCAAGACGAUAGACGAGAACGGCGCUGAAAGUAAUGGCCUGGUUUCCUCUCGGUAUCACGUGACGAACGGCGCAGACAGCAACGACGCGAGCGUCAAAGACCAGGAGGAGGCGGCAAAGUUAUCUGGUGGUGUUGGGACCGCCGAGGCUGAGGAGACGGCGUUCAUGAAGGAGAAGAUGAAGAAGGAAGCUGGAGGCUUCUGGGCCACGCUAAGGCAGAACAUCGCACUCACGGGCAGUAACAGUUUUGCCCUGUUUGUGUUGCCGCCAACACACAGGAAGUGCACGCGUGGGAGGGAAACUCUGGCUCAGCCAUGCAGUUCCUCAGUUUCUCCUACUCUCUGGGCGGCAUCAUCGGACCUCUGAUCGCGGAACCCUUCCUAUCCUCGGCGCAUCCCCCAGUGGACACCGGCCAGCCUUCGACCAACGUCACACAAAGUCUUUACAACGGCUCUGUGACGUCAAACAGAACUCGCGAUCUCCCGGAUAAUUCCUCGGACUACAUCCAGCAGCGUGCCUCUGGUCAAGUGACGCCCAACUAUACACAAGUUGAUCCCGGUUUAGGCCUCUCUGUAGACAACUCCUCGUCUGGCGAGGCGAAUAAUUCUACGCUGUAUGGUCUCCAGCCUUCUGGUUUUGUCCACUACAGCGGGUCUGACCAUAUGGAGUUGGUCAGCAACAUGACUCAAUCUUCGGACGAGGCACACUUCGAGUCAAACAUCCACUACGCGUAUUUAAUUGGUGCCAUUCUCACCGCCUUUGCAGCCAUUCCUUUUAUCGUGCUUUAUUUCCGGUCACGGCAGAACAUGAAAGUGACCGGUCAGUCUUCGUCCUCCGCGGACUCACGCUACCAUAGACUUCCUCUACGGACGUACAUCUUCCUAGCCGGCGUAAUCAGUGCCUUCUAUUUCUUUUACACUUCUGUGGACGAUUCGUUCGCGCAGUAUCUGUCCGUGUUUGUAGUCACAGAACUGGGCUGGAGCAAAGAGGCGGGGGCGGAGGUGAGCUCUCUCUACUGGAGCUGCUCGACAGUGACCAAGCUGGUCAUGGUUCUGGUGGUUCAACGGCUCAACGUGAGCGCUGUUCUCCUGCUCAGCACGGUCGGAAUGAUGAUCUCUCUGGUCAUGAUCUCGCUGUUCUCUCUCCACAAAGUCCACGCCAUGGUGUGGGUGUCCACCGCCUGCCUCGCUCUCUCCCAGUCUGCGGUGUUUGGAGGCGGUUUUGCCUGGGCAGACACAAAUUUGCUGAUGCUUGACGGGAAAAUAACGAGCUGUGUGAUGAUCUUCAGCUCUCUCGGGGCCAUGGUCACGCCUCUUUUCCUGGGCUACAUGAUGAAGGAGCUGUCUCCGAUGUCCUUCCCGUACCUCCUGACGGCUCAAAGCUUCGUCACCUUCCUCCUGUUUGUGUCUAUGAUCACUGUGGUCAAGCCUAUUGUCACACGCAAAUACGGCCCUCCGAGACCUACGGUAUCUUGUGGGGAGGCUAAAGAAGAAGAAGACAGUGAAUCACUGAGGGGCAACGGUGUGAAGAAUAUUCCAAAAGACAGUGUAUCGAAAAGUACUCUUCAGUACCCAGUGUCUGCUUUUUGUGAGCCUAUGAAGGACAGCGUUGAGGAGUCCAGUCAAAUGAUCUAAAUUGUGUCUGUCGCGAUGUAAAACACCAACAUGAAAACGGUGUCGAGUCUAAUGGCUUUAUGUUGUUCUGUUGUGUUCUCAACUUUGGCAUUCCCUGACACUAUAACAAGCUGCCUCAA
Messenger RNA from Aplysia californica (California sea hare), 2378 nucleotides. Its product is annotated as sodium-dependent glucose transporter 1. NCBI's taxonomy places the organism in Eukaryota, Metazoa, Mollusca, Gastropoda, Aplysiida, Aplysiidae. The record is from RefSeq and is a predicted model, not a curated record.